AUGGCCGCCCUGCAGCAGCAGAAGGUGCAUGAUGUGGUCAAACACUACCGCCCGGCCAGGCAAUUCCCCGGUUCUGUGCGCUCGGAUGGCGCCGAAAGCCGUAUUACCUCCCUUGACUUUGACGACAUGGGAGAUUUCCUGGUUGCGGCAUGCGAUGACGAGACAAUGCAAGUCUACGAUGUGAAAGAAGGAAAGAGAACGAAGGUCAUACCUAGCAAGAAGUACGGCAUCCACCUGGCUCGAUUCACCCACCAUCCGCGCAAUGUGCUCUUCGCCAGCACGAAACAAGACGACUCCCUUCGCCUUCUUGAACUGCACAACGAAAGUUUCGUUCGCUACUUUAGCGCCCAUACGGCACAAGUCACUUGCAUAGCGUUAUCGCCAGGUAGCGAUCAAUUCCUGUCAUGUGGGAAAGAUGAUAUCGUUUGUUUAUGGGAUCUAAAUUCGAGAAGCCCUCAGGGCAAGCUGAAACUAGUUACGCCAUAUCUUGCUGCAUACGAUCCUUCGGCGAACGUGAUGGCCAUCGCGUCGCAAUCCACUUCGUCCGUGCUCAUGUACGACGUCCGUAACUUCGACAAAGCACCGUUUGCCACGUUCGACAUGGCCGAAGCAGAAGACAGACAUACGCCAACCACCAAAGGCCGAGCGUGGACAAAGCUGGAGUUCUCCAACGACGGAAAGAGUAUGCUCCUGGGGACAGAUUACCAUGGUCAUUUUGUGCUGGACGCAUUUGAUGGAACGGUCAAAUCAUUCCUUGUUGGAAAAACAGCAGGUACUGGACGAGCGGCGCCUGUUUCGAGUUCGGGAAAGCCUUUGGGUCAGGGUGAUGCAUGCUUUACACAAGACGGCAGGUACAUUAUCGGUGGCACAGGAGAGCAAGAUCUUUUGGUCUGGGACACCCAGGCAUCUACUGGCGGGCGACAGGAGCCCACGGCGAGAUUACCAAGCCGGGGCAUCAAAAGUGCCAUUGUGCAAUGCAAUCCACGCUACAACAUGCUUGCAACGGCUGACACGAAGGUCUGCAUGUGGCUCCCAGGGGAUCAGAUCAAGAAUCCAGAGCUUUGA
Messenger RNA from Exophiala dermatitidis NIH/UT8656, 1065 nucleotides. RefSeq lists its product as uncharacterized. The record is from RefSeq and is a predicted model, not a curated record. Gene Ontology annotation, molecular function: protein binding; chromatin binding. Gene Ontology annotation, cellular component: Set1C/COMPASS complex. NCBI's taxonomy places the organism in Eukaryota, Fungi, Ascomycota, Eurotiomycetes, Chaetothyriales, Herpotrichiellaceae. The coding region runs from base 1 to 1065 and encodes 354 amino acids. The transcript is spliced from 2 exons.